AUGGUUGAUAAUUUGUUAGCUUAUUUACUUACUAUAAUUUUAGGUGCAAUAAGUUUUUUCAUUUAUAAAACUUUAAUUGAGCCUUUUUAUUUGUCACCAUUACGUAAAAUACCUGGUCCACCUUCUGAAAGUAUUUUGUUGGGAAAUUUUCCAACUGUUGCAGCUGACGAAAUGGUCCCUACAAUUAUCAAUGUUACUAAUAAAUUGAAUAAUGUGUUGAAUGAUGUGAUUGGUAAUCAAGAUGAAAAACUAAUUGUUAAUAUUAAUUCAUAUAUAUCAAAAGCUACAUUAGAUAUUAUUGGCUUAGUUGGAUUUCAAUAUGAAUUUAAUUCACUUAGUUCCGAGAAUGAAUUAGCAACUGCUUAUGAAGCACUUUUUAAUGUUAAAUUAACAUUCAAGAAUUUCAUGCUAAUGGUUAUUUCAAAUAAACUCAAAUGGUUUAGAUCUUUGCCAUUUGAAGAAAAUAUAAAAAUGACUAAAUCUGUUAAAGUUAUUGAAAGAAUUUCCUUACAACUAAUUAGAGAAAGACAAAAACAGGCACAAUUAAAAAAAUUGGAAGGAAAAGAUUUGUUGUCUUUAUUAAUCAAUAUUAAUCAAGACUUGCCACCAGAAGAAAAAAUUUUUUUCAUUUAUAAAUCUUUAAUUGGACCUUUUUACUUGUCACCAUUAUGUAAAAUACCUGGUCCACCUUCUGAAAGUAUUUUGUUUGGAAAUCUUUUGACUAUUCUGAAUUCUAAUAAAAUGGUCCCUUCAAUUAUCAAUGUUGCUAAUAAAUUAAAUAAUGUAUUGAAUGAUCUGAUUGGUGAUCAAGAUGAAAAACAAAUUACAAAUAUUAAUUCAUAUACAUCAAAAGUUACAUUAGAUGUUAUUGGCUUAGUUGGAUUUCAAUAUGAAUUCAAUUCACUUAAUUCUGAAAAUGAAUUAGCAGCUGCUUAUGAACAAAUUUUUGAUACCAAAUUAACAUUGAAGAAUUUCUUGUUAGUGGUUAUAUCAGAUAAAUUCAAAUGGAUUAGAUCUUUGCCAUUUGAAGCAAAUUUAAGGUUAAUUAAUUCUGUUAAAGUUGCUGAAAAAUUUUCCUUGGAACUAAUUGAAGAAAGACAAAAACAGGCACAAUUAAAAAAAUUGGAAGGGAAAGAUUUGUUGUCUUUAUUAAUCAAUAUUAAUCAAGACUUGCCACCAGAAGAAAAAAUAAAUGUGCCAAGAUCAUGGGAAUUAUUAUUGGAAAUUCAACGCAAAUCAGACAUUGAAUUUGAAAUGGUCCCUACAAUCAUCAAUUCUGCUAAUAAAUUAAAUGAUGCAUUGAAUGAUCUGAUUGGUGAUCAAGAUGAAAAACAAAUUACAAAUAUUAAUUCAUAUACAUCAAAAGUUACAUUAGAUGUUAUUGGCUUAGUUGGAUUUCAAUAUGAAUUCAAUUCACUUUGUUCUAAGAAUGAAUUAGCAGCUGCUUAUGAACAAAUUUUUGAUACCAAAUUAACAUUCAAGAGUUUCAUGUUAAUGAUUUUGUCAAAUAAAUUCAAAUGGAUUAGAUCUUUGCCAUUUGAAGAAAAUAUAAAAUUAGCUAAAUCUAUUAAAGUCACUGAAAAAUUUUCCUUGGAACUAAUUGAAGAAAGACAAAAACAGGCACAAUUAAAAAAAUUGGAAGGAAAAGAUUUGUUGUCUUUGUUAAUCAAUAUUAAUCAAGACUUGCCACCAGAAGAAAAAAUUAUCCUUGUUCCACCACUCCCACCAAUUGCCAUUUCAAAUUCCCCGUCCUUUUCAAUAAUAACAGGUACACAUGAUGAUAAUGGUCUCUUAUUCGGGGCUUCCAGAUUAAAAUAA
This is a messenger RNA of Entrophospora sp. SA101, 1818 nucleotides long. The record is from the annotation of a GenBank genome assembly. Lineage: Eukaryota; Fungi; Glomeromycota; Glomeromycetes; Entrophosporales; Entrophosporaceae.